AUGGCUUUUCAAAUUAAAACAGUGAUAGUUAUAUUGUUUUUCGCGCUACACACCGGCACGCCUGCGCAUUUUUCCAAACCGUUAUAUGGAUGGUGGUUGGAAAACUUAGUAUCUAUUGGGUCGGAGGCUGUGGACAAAGAUGUUCAAGUUGUUUAUUUGCCAAAGCUUGUGCCCAGGGAGGCGCUAUCGUCCGAAUCAAAACAGGACGAUGUUCCUUUUUCCUACAGUUUCAAUGCUUUUGGAAGAGAUUUCGAUUUGCAAUUGGUGCCAAACAGACGUUUGCUAGCACCGCAGUUCCGUGUGUGGUCUGAAAAAGGGGAAGAAGAACCUCUAUCCGAUGUAGACGCUAGCUGCCACUAUCUUCACGCAGGAACCGACUCUGUUGCUGCCUUCUCCGCUUGUAAAGACCAUGCGCUGCAUGGCCUUAUCGUAACGGACAACUCCACAUAUGAGGUACGUCCUUUGCCACGCGGGGGGCGGGCGGAAAUGAAGCAAGGCCGCGCUGCUCACAUCAUCCGGCGAGCCGCGCCGCCACCGCUGACUCAUAACGACGCCAGACCAUUACGCCACAGCCCGCGGAGACCACGUGUCUACCCGUCAAAGCCUGUCCCCUCGUCCUACACUAUUGAAAUUGCCCUAUUCCUCGACGAGUCGGCGUAUAAGAUCUUUCAUCCGUACCUCAACCACAAUGAAGGCGAACUUCGUGAUAUGCUGUUGGCUUAUAUUAACGGCGUGCAAGCUCUCUACCAUCACCCGUCGCUGGGAACCCGAAUUCAGCUUUCGUUGGUGCGGUUGACGCUACUUCGCUCUCAGCCAAGUGGACUACCACCCCAUGCAGAGAGAGGCCGGCUUCUUGACUCCUUCUGUGCUUACCAGCGGUCACUCAACGUAGAAGAUGACGACGACCCUCAACAUUGGGAUAUGGCUCUGCUCUUGUCAGGAUUGGACUUCUACUCCGAGGAAGGCGGUCGACGCAAUGGAGUAACCAUGGGCCUAGCACCCGUCGGCGGCGUUUGUCUGCCCGCCCAUGCUUGUGUAGUAUCAGAAUUCGGCACCACAGACACUCUGGGCAGACCCUAUCCAUCAGCCGGCUUCACAUCCGUCUACAUUCUAGCUCAUGAAAUAGGACACAAUCUGGGCAUGCAUCACGAUGGAUCAGGAAACUCGUGCGCAAGGGACGGUUUCAUAAUGUCGCCAUCUCGUGGAACUAACGGAGAGGCAACGUGGUCACACUGCAGCGCACGCGUCGCAGCUGAUUUGCAAUGGGCGACAUGUCUUUUUGAUGGUGAUGAUGAUUUGGACACCCCGAAGGAACUUCAGCAUAGCAGAUUUGGAGGCUAUCCCGGUAUGAGUUGGGGUGCCAAGAAACAAUGUGAGGUACUACUGAGAGACAAGGACGCAUCUCCAGUUGAUAGUGGCAGCGGUAUCUGCGCUCAACUCACCUGCAGGACUCCGCAUCGUGCUGGGUUUUAUUACUCUGGGCCUGCUCUGCCAGGGACCUCCUGUGGUCAUGGAAAGUGGUGUGACGGCGGUACUUGUAUGCUAGUGGAUCCAUCAUACAAACCAACCGAGACGCCAUCUAGUGGCACUAGCUGGAGUGUAUGGACUUCUGGAGAGUGUAAGUCGGGUUGCACUUACAAAGGCCGUGGAUCAAAGGAGCGAAGGAGAUCCUGUCCUGCUGCAGCUAGCUGUGAAGGUGCUUCGUAUGAUGUCGCACUAUGUGAAGACACUAAGGUUUGCGGUAAGAAAACUCGAGUCAGUGCAAACGAGUUAGCUGCCAGAAAGUGUACAGAAUAUGCUUCAAUGGUUCCAACGUUGGAUUCACGCGGCGGCGGCCUUCAGGCCCCACAUGACCCCACUCGUAUGUGGAUGGGAUGUGCAAUAUUCUGUAGACGAUCUGUUGGAGGUGGCUUUUACGCCCCACGAGUGGAACUGAAUGACGCCGGCCUGGACCCUUACUUUCCUGACGGCACUUGGUGUCAUUACGAUGGUUCCACUAACUAUUACUGUCUCCAACAUCAUUGCUUACCGGAGAACUUUAAAAUGACAGCACAGUAUCACAUUUGGGAGCUACCAAGCGAAGAUGUUGGUGGUCCAUUUAACGCUAGAGCCAGGGCUGUUUCUGACGAUGAAGACUACCUCGCAGCAUUACGGUCUUACCUGUCGGUGGAUGAUAAGGGCACGCCGUACGCUCGCGCAGCAAUACCGCCGCAAAUGCCUGAAGACCCAGAAGAUAACUGGGAAGUAAUAGAUUACGUAGAUAUACCGAAAAAUGAUACAAAGUUACCUUAA
Messenger RNA from Pieris macdunnoughi, 2292 nucleotides. The record is from the annotation of a GenBank genome assembly. NCBI's taxonomy places the organism in Eukaryota, Metazoa, Arthropoda, Insecta, Lepidoptera, Pieridae.